Fusarium musae is the source of this 303-nucleotide messenger RNA. RefSeq lists its product as uncharacterized. The transcript has 2 exons. The record is from RefSeq and is a predicted model, not a curated record. Bases 1 to 303 code for a protein of 100 amino acids. Lineage: Eukaryota; Fungi; Ascomycota; Sordariomycetes; Hypocreales; Nectriaceae.
AUGACCAAGCCACAAAUCAUCGUGAAGAUACCACCAUCCUCGGAUGCGGAGGACAAAACUCUCGUCUCAACCCUAACUGAUAUCGUCAACACUGCCUACAAAAAAGCCGAGUCCGAUAUCUUUGUCCCAUCAUACCAACGAACCUCCACCGCCGAAAUCACCAAAUUUCUAAGCAACGGCCAGCUUGCUGUCGCUUACCUACAACCCAACGACGAGCCCAUUGGCUGCGUUUUCAUCAAACUCAUAACACCCGCCCUCGGAGAGUUCGGAAUGGCGACAAUUGGUGGUUUUUGCGGAAGAUGA